AUGACACCUGUUGCCGCGCAGGUUGCUGUGGGUGAUUUUUUGUGGUGGUUGCUUGUGGAUGGUGAUGGCAAUAGUUAUGCAGUUGGCGGUAAAAAUGACAAUUGUGGUGUGGUUGUAGUGUUGACAUCCUCACUAUAUAGUUGGUGCCGUAGAGAUGGCGAUGGUUAUGCAAUUGGUGAUGGAAAUGGCAGUUGUGGUGUGAUGGUGGUGAUAGAAACAAUGUCGCUAUACAGUUGGUGUCGUAGGGAUUGCGGCUGUGAUAGGUGUUUUUUUAGUAGAUUGGUGAUUUUUGUGGGUGGUUGUGGUGUGGUGGUUGGGGUUGACGUUAACGUUGACGUUGAUGUUGGAGCACAUUCUAAAAUUCAUCGCAUUAGACUUAACUUUGAUCGAGAGAUUGUUCGGUAUAAUAAGAACACUAAUCACCAACAUGAACUUGUAAUGGUCAAAUGCUGGAAAUUGAGAAUCAAAGCGGAUAAAUAUAGGGCUCUUGUUAGGACAGCUUCUCCUCAUCACGUAAUUGAUAGACCCAAUUAUAAAAGGGAACUGUCUUCCAUCCAUUCUAUACGAAAAUUAUUGAUCAUGGCUGGUGGUUCUUCUUCUUCGUACGUCCUUAUUUUAUGCUCUUUUCUGUUUGUUUCCUCAGCUAUUGCCCAAACGUCUUUUCGACCUAAUGCUCUUACUCUACCUGUAACAAAAGAUCCAUCAACUCUCCAAUACCUUACUGAAAUUAAUCAAAGAACACCCCUUGUGCCUGUUAGUGUAACACUUGAUCUUGGGGGCCAGUUCUUGUGGGUGGAUUGUGACCAAGGCUAUGUCUCAUCCACUUAUCGGCCGGCCCGUUGUCGAUCGGCUCAGUGCUCACUUGCCAGGGCCACAGGCUGCGGGGAGUGUUUUUCACCGCCUAGGCCUGGCUGCAAUAAUAACACGUGCGGCCUCCUCCCGGAUAACACGGUGACUAGGACUGCCACCAGUGGGGAGUUGGCUUCCGAUGUUGUGUCGAUUCAAUCUACCGAUGGAAGGAACCCUGGCAGGAAUGUUUCUGUGUCCCAAUUUCUCUUCGUUUGUGGCUCCACGUUCCUUUUACAAGGGCUUGCAAGUGGGGUUAAGGGCAUGGCAGGACUUGGAAGGACAAGAAUUGCACUUCCUUCUCAAUUUGCUGCAGAUUUUAGCUUCGACAGAAAAUUUGCUGUUUGUUUAAGCUCUUCAACAACAGCCAGAGGUGUUGUAAUAUUUGGUGAUGGCCCAUAUCGAUUUCUUCCCAAUAUUGAUGCUUCAACCAAUCUAAUUUACACCCCACUUAUUAUCAACCCAGUAAGCACUGCAUCGGCCUACUCUUCGGGUGAGCCAUCAGCCGAAUACUUUAUCGGAGUAAAAAUUCAAAAACUUUGGAGUCAACUUCCCUUCCCGGCACCCCUAACCUUACGUGAGGUUGAAAUUAUAGAAAAUACUUGAUUAAACAGAAAAUGA
Molecule: messenger RNA, 1467 nt
Organism: Olea europaea var. sylvestris
Lineage: Eukaryota; Viridiplantae; Streptophyta; Magnoliopsida; Lamiales; Oleaceae
Exons: 3
Coding region: 1-1452 (483 amino acids)
Biological process (GO): proteolysis
Molecular function (GO): aspartic-type endopeptidase activity
Source: RefSeq, a predicted model, not a curated record